UAAACACUGUAAACCCAAAUGUGGAGAACAUGAACUGUAGCUUCUCAAUAUUUUCCUUUUCUUAAAGUAUUCAAAAUUCCUAGGAGUAUUUUUUCAGAUUUUCAGAGUUUUGAACGCAUUAGCGUAUCGACAAUUGAGCUCUCGAAGAUGCUUUUUUGCUGCCCAUGUGUUGUUGGAUUCUCUUUGCACCUACCACUUGCCUUCUUAGGGAAUCUCAAGUUGCACAGUAACGCAAAUCUUUCUCCAACGGAAUCCCGCAGAAAUAGAGAACCCAUUAAGAAGCGAACCGUAGGAUACAAUAUAUAGAGAGAGAUUUCAUUAACAGCUCCUCCUCUUCCUUCCAAGGGUAGCAGUCCUCACCCUUUUCCCUCUAGAAUCCUCCGUCCUUCUAUUCUUCCUUUAUAAUCGAAUAUCUCAGAUACCCACACUCGGUUUCUCCUUCUAAGCAGAAGAAUCUGUAUUUUCUUCUAUAAGAUGAAGUUUUGGAGAAACCCAUCUGUUCUUAGGCCAACCAUUUCGCUCACCGCCGUCCAAAAUAAUUGAAUCCUUGAGAAAAAUGGUUCUCGAGACAUAAAAAGCUUCAGAGGAGGUUCGUUUAUUGGUUUGGGAGCGAUGUCUGGACUAAGAUUGCAAGCCGUAGAAGAUAAAAGAGAUGGGUUCCUCUCCAGUUCUGGGAUGGGCUUCCAAUGGGGUCUCCAAGAGGGAUCUUUUCACCCAGGAGGCCUAUUUGCCAGCGUAGGUCAGAUGGGAAUGGGUUUUGGUGUUUCGCCGAAUUCUCCGAAUUCGAGAGACAAUGGUUUGAAGCUUCCAUACACAGACUUGUAUCUGAAGUAUGUGUCGUCACCGGAAUUUGGUUUCAGGAUUGUGGGGAUUCCGCCGGAAUCGGUGGUGGGUGAGGCUGAGGAGGCAUUUGAAGGGUUGAAGAAGAAGAAGAAGAAUAAGGGAGGUCUUAAGCUAAAGUUGAAAAUAAAGAAUCCUUCCCUGAGGAGGUUGAUUAGUGGAGCGAUUGCUGGUGCUGUAUCGAGGACUGCGGUUGCUCCUUUGGAGACGAUAAGGACUCAUCUAAUGGUGGGGAGCAGUGGGCAUUCAACCACUGAAGUCUUCAAUUCCAUCAUGAACACUGAUGGAUGGAAGGGCCUGUUUAGGGGUAAUUUGGUGAAUGUGAUUCGGGUUGCUCCAAGCAAGGCCAUUGAGUUAUUUGCUUAUGAUACAGUUAGGAAAAACUUGACGCCCAAACCUGGAGAGCAGCCUAUACUCCCUAUCCCAGCCUCAUUGGUUGCAGGAGCUGUUGCAGGAGUUAGCUCAACCUUGUGUACCUAUCCUCUUGAGCUAAUUAAGACUCGUCUAACCAUACAGAGAGGUGUGUAUAAGAACCUGUUAGAUGCUUUCCUGAAAAUCUUGCGAGAGGAGGGACCUGCAGAGCUAUACAGGGGUCUCACUCCAAGUCUUAUUGGAGUGGUCCCUUACGCUGCUAGCAAUUACUUCGCUUAUGAUACACUACGAAAAACUUACCGGAAGGUCUUCAAGCAGGAGGAAAUUGGUAACAUUGAGACCCUUCUAAUUGGAUCAGCAGCUGGUGCAAUUGCAAGCAGUGCAACUUUCCCACUUGAGGUAGCUCGCAAGCAAAUGCAGGUGGGGGCUCUAAGCGGCAGGCAGAUCUACAAGAACGUAUUUCAUGCUCUGUCAAGCAUACUCAAACAGGAAGGGAUUGGAGGUCUAUAUAAAGGUUUGGGCCCAAGCUGCAUGAAGUUGGUCCCUGCUGCUGGGAUUUCAUUCAUGUGCUAUGAGGCAUGCAAGAGGAUAUUGGUUGAGAAGGAGGAGGAGGAGGAGGAGGAGGAAACAUAAGACCUCAGAGAGUCCCUUCCAUUUUAAGGAAAUAAAUAAAUAGGUGAGUUACUUAUGUCAAAUCUGUAGCGGGAAGGAAAGUACAACCAUAUUUAUUUUGGUUUCAUAUAUCAGUUCUUUUGUCUUUGUCUUAUUUAUUUUAAAUUAAGACUUAGGAGCUGAAGUCUGCUGGAAGGAUUUAUCAGCUGGCCUAAGCUUUUCAUACAAAGAUUGUUUUUGUGGUGAACCUGAAAAAAGAUGAGACCCAUCUAUAUAACAUGUUUGAAGAAACAUUUCAAUGGAAGAUUUUCACCUUGUUCC
Molecule: messenger RNA, 2145 nt
Organism: Macadamia integrifolia
Lineage: Eukaryota; Viridiplantae; Streptophyta; Magnoliopsida; Proteales; Proteaceae
Product: adenine nucleotide transporter BT1, chloroplastic/mitochondrial-like
Exons: 3
Coding region: 613-1845 (410 amino acids)
Biological process (GO): transmembrane transport
Source: RefSeq, a predicted model, not a curated record